Molecule: messenger RNA, 393 nt
Organism: Porites evermanni
Lineage: Eukaryota; Metazoa; Cnidaria; Anthozoa; Scleractinia; Poritidae
Source: the annotation of a GenBank genome assembly
AUGGAUGAGGAAAAGGAUGAAUUCUACAACCAGCUGCAGGACACUGUUUCAGGCUGCAACAGAAAUGAUAUGAUUGUGGCGAUGGGAGAUUUGAAUGAUAAGGUAGGCAACAACAAUACCAACAGGGAGGAGGUUAUGGAGAAGUUUGGCGUUGGUGUUAUGAACGACAAUGGAGAGAGGUUAUGUGACUUCUGUAGUGCAAAUGGGUUAAUCAUAACUGGAACAAUCUUCCCUCAUAAAGACAACCAUAAGCUGACCUGGAGGUCACCAGAUGGGAGGACAGUAAAUCAGAUUAACCCGUGUUUUACUGAAUGGAAACAUGAGAACAUCAGGGUAAUGAAAGAAUACCAGAGUAAUGAAAGGAGAACGUAUAUAGUGACCAUCACCUUGUGA